Messenger RNA from Spirometra erinaceieuropaei, 9771 nucleotides. The record is from the annotation of a GenBank genome assembly. Lineage: Eukaryota; Metazoa; Platyhelminthes; Cestoda; Diphyllobothriidea; Diphyllobothriidae.
AUGGAGAAAAUCAUAAACGGAAUUUUAAAAUUUCGAACGGAUAAACGUGCGUCUGUUCUCGAGAAAUUGGCCUUUUUUAAACGCACAAAACAUGUAUGUAAUGAAGAAAAAUUAUAAUUCUGUAUUUUUCGCAUUUUUAACUGACUAUGUUCUUCCCCUGUUAUCAGUUACAUUAGAAAACAUGUGCGCGUUUUUGUCGUUUCGAUUCCUGACGUAGGGGAGCAAAAUUUUAAGCGUUUUAAGGUUCUGCUCAGUAUGCAGUGAUUUUUAUGGAAAUCAGAUAAAUAACGUCCAUUUAUCUCAGAAUAGACAAUUGAGGGUGCUUCUAUGAUCAUAUUCUUUAUAUCUCCAAUAUUUUUCCUAAGGUGAUACGUUGCCUCGUUUGCUCUUUUUCAUCCCUUUCACCCCAGCCUUGUCAGGUAUAUUCUAUUUAAUUUGUCACCCUAUUUCAUUACAUGCUCUUGUCCCGUUCUCUGACUAUUCCCCGACACCGCUUACCUGUCUUUAUGAUAAGUGGCCUAUUUUUGAAUCGAAAUAAUUAAUUUACGAAUAACGUCCUGCCGCAUUACUAACCGUACAUCGAUUUAACUCGGUCAACAUUGACGGAGAAGGGUCAUCUAAGUGGGGAUAGGCCUAAAGUCAUGGAUGUGUUCCCAGUCCACCUUGAGUAUUUUUGCUUUGAGGGAAGGCAACUCUUCCGUAUUCUUAGGUUAUGGAUUUUGGAAGUUAUCGUUGGGCAUUUGCAUCCAGGUUAAGGGAUGUGUAUAGUCAUAAAAUUCGGAGGGAUGGGAUCCAUUUAUUUCAACCUUUGAUAUUUUACUCGAUCAUUCUUUACUAAGGUGGCGUAGACGAUCUAACAAAAUGACUUAGUAUAAGCAUCUUUACGGAGAUGUUCGUAUAAAUCAUUAAAUAGUAGGCUUGGCCGUUUAUCGUUUCGGGCACUACACGCUUCAUAUCUAAGCGAUUUUAUAUAUAAAUAUCCUGGUUAUAAUUUCCAACUAUAAACCUAUAUAAGGAAAACCUAUUAUGAUAAGAAAAGUGCCCUACAUUCCGCUUACAAUUGCUUCCAAGUGAACUUUCAUUUUAGCCAAAUGCAAUUGUUAUCUCCUGUAUGGAUGCCCGUGUUUAUCCGACACGAUUUACGGCUUCGGAAUCCGGAGAUUUGUACACAGUUCGAAAUGCUGGGAACUUCAUACCUCACGCACAGGAGUUUGCUGACAGAAAAUUGCCCAUUUCUAACGAGCCUGGUGCCCUAGAACUUGCCUGUUGUCGUUCUGGAGUUAAAGAUAUUAUUAUAUGCGGCCACUCGGACUGUAAGGUGAGAGACGGCUUGCUUAUGUCUGAAAAAUAUGUCCUUAAAUUUUCAAUUCCUUUUUCUAUUCAGAAUUUUACGCAACAAAUAGUGAACGAUGAUUUACUUUUAUUUUCUACUUAUACAAGUUUUGUAUAGGCGGAUAGUUAAUCUGCAACCCACACCCACCUGCGUUUUUAUAAUAAACGACUCUUGUCAGUUAUUCGGCAAAAAAUUGAGCCCAGAUAUUGUUUGCCUGCGCAGUUUUAUUCUCGGCAGACAAGUCUUUUUACUCCAAAACAUACAAGCGUAAAACGACUGAAUUUACGAUAGAAUUGGGCAGCCCAGACAGAAGCCUUAUCCGGCUGCAAUGAUUACAUCUAAAAAGGAUACAGUAUCAGAUAGUUAUCAUUAAAGUCCCUAGUUUAUGAAUUCAUCCAGCGGCUAUAUGCUGACUUGAUAUAACUAUCUGCAAACUGAACGGAAGCUAGACCCUAGACAAUUUUGAUAAGCGGUGUCAAGGCGGAUUAAGGGUGACCUAAAACGAUUACUGGGUCAAAACGACAAUAACCGUGAUGUUGGCCUCCAAAACCGAAUGACUUUUGAACAAUGAAAUAUUUGCUAAUUUCGUAGCCGAUUGUCUGCACCGAAAAUCUACGUUUGCAUAGGUAUUUUUGUCGCUGCAUGACCGUUGCAAGAGAUUCGCUCACCAGUAUGUCGCCUAGGGUUCUCUGUGUGUUUUUUUGGUGAACACUCCAGCUUAAAAACCGAAAUCUUUUAAUUUCUCAAGAAAUAAAUCGUAAACAUUAAGUAAAUCAGUUUAUUUGAGACGUAAAAACAAACUGAAAUUUUAUAUGAGUAUUUUGACUGAAGUCCAUCAGCCACUGUGAAUAACCGUGUAAUAAUCAUAAACUGCCUAACGAGUAACCAGUAGUGUACGCACGACCGAAGGCAAAUGCCGUCGCGAGAUCCCUUAUAGCCUUGGGACUGAUUGGUUACCCGCGUUUUCUGAGGACAUUAACCUCAAAAGCAACACAAGUUUACGUAACAACAAGACUCUUGGAGCGAAGACCUUCACGUCUAAAAAUUUCAGAUCAUAAGUUUAGGAGGUACGUCAAUUUAUCUGAAGGAGCCCUGAUCGUUUCUCCGCGUCUUUGUUUGACAAGACGGUGGAAUGUGAGAAAUAUCACGACACAGGUCGUUUUAAACCAGCUUGGACACAUUGGUCAAUUUCAAAAAUUGAGAAACGUUUCUGAAAUCUGCCACUACUGCUAUUUGUGUUUGCGCUCUGCUGUAGUGCUAAUUUUUGGACAAAUGACAACGAUAAUGUACUCCUCUGGUUAGGCUUUCAGAAAGGCCAAACUCGCAGCAGGACAUCAACCAGUCGAUAUUUUGUGUCUCGGCCAAUAAAUUGCCACAUCUAUCAGCUUACGAAUCAGUACUGUGAAGCCCAAAUGAUGUUUAGCUUCUUUUUAGAUGACUGGCUGACAGAUUAAAAGAGAGGACAGUUUCACACAUCGGAUGUCAGGUAGCUGCCGUAAGUUGGAGUCACAGGUGUUCUUUGGGAAAAGGAAUUUUAUUGAGUAAAUUUCCGACGCCGGUUCCCCAGGUCGUCGUCAGACGCAGACGGAGAGCAAAUGUGUCGACAACAGUUAAUAUCGGGCAGUACACUUGAAAGUCGACAAUUAUUCGGCGCUUGCGCCCGCGAGCGACCGCUAUCUGCGUCAUUCUUUUCUGAAUGGCUCUCGUCUCUUCCACAUCUUGAGAUUUUUGUUCGCGGCGUCCAACUCGAUGCACCGGUUGAUACAUGAUUUAUCCGAGUGCACGGUCUCAAGGAACUCUUGGUCUUCUUUGAAAGGGCAGACACCGACAGUCUUAAUCCUACCCCAAGCAAAGAAAUACCCGGUGUCCAGGGUGUGCAUGGCUACUCGAGACAGAUGGUCUCGCCUCUUUACCGCCAGCUUGUGUUCGCGAAUGCCUGCAGAGCCGGAUUUUUCUGUUUUACCACAGAAAACUACAUCACAGGCUCCGCAUUAAAUCUUGCAGAUGACACCCUGUUCACAUGAACAGCAUAGGAGACUAGUGUUCGACCACCGUUUUGUGAGGACAGUCUGACGUUAUAUUAAAUGAAACAGCCCGCAAUUAAGGUGGUUUGGGCACUUUAAUUGCUGCUAAAUUGGAUUUCAAAUCACUACUUAUUGCAGCAAGGAGAGCACAAAAAAACCUCUACUGGAUGACUAGACAACAUCAUUGUGUAAUUACGUAACAAGAAUAUAAUUCAGGGAUCUUUACUCAAUAUGUAGUUCCCGUGGAGAAAAGGGCUAGUGAUGUGUUUGUUUUUACGAGCUGCAUGUGUUCUACACCGGACUAGAUGCUAUGACAUUUUGUUUAAUACUGAUAAUUACUCGCGCGAUCUCAGACUUUCUCCCAACCUGUUGAAUCACUAUGGUUAUUGGUUACACCCCUCUCCACAAUGGUUCCUUUCUGCUCUGUCUGAUAUAGUCAGAAGGAGAGCAAAAUCCCGGUUGUGAAACAGAGGGUACACAACAUUUAUGGAAGUGCAGACGAAAAGGGGUUAAGGGAGAGUUAGGUUCCUUAAUUGUGAGAGAGGUUGCAAUUUGAGACAACGUGAUCGUGUUUUUCCUCAAAAAAUUCGCCCGUGGAAGUCUGACCAUAAGUUAACCAAAGCGAAAUAUGCUCUGGUCUGUUUAGGGUAACUUAAAGCAGAACAAAUUCCGGUUGUGAAACAAAAGGUAUUCAGCAUCUGCGAAAGUACGGACGUUCUGAGGCUAUGGAAAAAGAGACCCAUUGGUGACAAGAGGGCGCAGGAAAAUUUGGUUUCUCAGUCGAGAGCGAUUGCAUUCCAUUCCUUUUGGAAUGGCGCGAGAGAAAGUUUCCACAACCGAUGACGAUAAGGGAGACUGGAAUGACCGUUGCGGGCUCAUUGGCCGUCGUCAGCCAGUCAUACCGAACCCCGAGGUGUGGAACAUUUGAGGCUCAAUCCCGCGACCUGUCGGUUAGACGUUCAACGCCCCUAACCACUGAGCUACGGACUCGUUGUCUUGACGGUUAAGAUGUGGUAGAUGGGCACUCACCGAUCGCGUUACGGAACACUUUCGUCCCCUUGCGUCUUGGAGUUCUCUCUCGAGCCCCGCCAGCAGCUAUACAAUGACACGUGAUAUAGGCAAAAUGGCAUUAUCGACAGUGGUUAGGGACGUUGGACUAACCAACAGGUCGCGGGAUCGAGCCCUAGGUGCGCCACACCUCGAGAUUGGGUAUGACUGGAUGACGACGGCUUAUAAGCCAGAAAUAGCCGUUCCAGUCUCCCUUGUCUUCGUCGAACAAUGCUAUUCUGCCUAGGUCCAAAAACUGUCCACUUACUUCGGGUCUGGAUGACAUGAGAUUAGAACUCGGGUCUUUGGGCAUUAAACGACCGUCAGCCUAGUGCUCGAACGUUGAGUGAUGGGCCAUCCCAGUCUCCCUUAUUUUUUUACGUGUACUGCUAGUCACUAUGUAUCUGCCCGCGAGUGCUCGAGCUUGAGCCUAUAGGAGCAGUGAGACGAACAUGUUCCAGAACCUGAUAGGUGAUUGCAUUGUCACCACAAAUCGGCGAUAAUAUUUUUGCCUGUUUAUCCUCCAUGAAGGUGAGCAUACGCGACUCUGCAAUCCCAACACGCGACUUAUUUUUUUUUCGACGUUGUACCGUCGUUCUUAACGACUAAAUAGUGAUUACUUUUUUUCCUGAGUAAAACUAAUCAAAAUGACUCAUUUUUCAAGUUCACAUUUCUCGGCCAGGAAAAUCCCCUGGAAGAUGCUAAUUUAUAAAUGUACAAAACAAGUGAGCUGGUGCUUUUAACUGGACAACUCGACCGUUGUGCUACUUGAGACUAAGAAAUGUUCCCCAAAUCGGUUGAUAUCCUGUCUGACGUUCAGCAGAGGUGUCCCUCCCCUGUCCAUUUUGACAGUGCUCUAAGCGAUAACGCGUCUCCACUGUUUUCAUUUUUUGUGCAAAGGCAAUGAACUUGCUCAUGAAGGUUGGAGAGGAUUCCGCAAUCAAUCUCACCAGGUACUCCAGCCCGCUGGAGCGCUGGGUUGUCCAGAUGGGCAAGUCCUCCCUCGAGGCCUUCCUUCGUUCCGAUGCACUCACUAUAACCUUUGAUCUGGGCAGCGACUUUCGGCCAAUGAAUGCGACAGUCGAUGCCGAGCGUAGGUUCUCACCCGUCGAUCGUCUGUCGCAGGUAAGCCAAAGAAGUUGUUCAUUCUGUUUGCUUAUUAAAAACCAUUUUAUCGUAGACGACGGUCUACCACUUAAACAUUACAAUACUGACAACGAAGAAGGGUUUCAGCCGAUUUAGUUACGGGACAUGCUCGUCCCACCGUGUCAUAAGCUCCGAUCUAUGGUCCUCACGAAUUUGAAUCCCAGGUGGCCUAAAUUUUAGGUUGGACAUGAUUUGGACGAAGAUGACUGAUGAACCCGAAACGAUCCCCCAGUCCCUUUUUUGUUCUUGUUCCUUUCACUGCAUAUAUUACUGGUCUUUAUGCGACUGCCUGGAAGGGCUCUAGAUUGGUCAAUACAGCGGAAGAGGGAGAGCAUAUCCCGUAAUCUGAUCUGUGAUCGCGAUCUCAACAUUUCGCUAUUCUUGAUCACAAUUGAAAGGACAACGGUACCCGGGCUCAGUGCUAGAAUUUCGAACUAAGUGACGCUCGAUGAGCAGAAAACCCCAAGUUCAAAAUCCAGAUCAUCCAGACUUGGAUUAUAUACGGCUGGCUGGCGAGACCUGUCAAGCCAGAAACUGUCCCUUCAGUUUCCCCCGUCGUUUUCGGUGCCCCUUCUCAGUUAAGUACCGGGCCGUUGCACGGACUAUACUAUUCCUACUUUGAACUAACAAUGAUUGUUCUGUCUUAACCCCUCUACACUCCUCAGAUGAACCCCAUAAGACUUGAAAUGAAACUAGAGAAAUUGCUGAGGGUAAAUCGGCAGAGAGGUUUUCACUAACAAGUGUAUUGAAGGGACAACAACUGCCCGACGAUUGGAGAACCUGGUCUAGCAGCCAAGUGGUCGGGUCACAAAAUGCUGAUUUUUUCCCCAAUAUGUGGGUCGUAAAGAUUUUGGGUCAACCCAAGAAACCCUCUUGAGGCGGAAAUCCUGAUGGGAUAGGUUUUACUGCAAACAGCACAACCGUUGCGUUUUUUUCUGCAUCCUCUCUACGUAGAGAUGCGGGCCUUAUUUAUAGCGCGAAAAGGCGUCGUAGAGCUUGCCAGCCGGCUACCGUUUUGCAGACCGCCUUCAGACUGAGGCGAAGCGCUUGUGCUGCUUUUGAUUCUAGCGUUUUUCACCAUCGGCCUUACAAAAUGACGCGUGUUAGUGUCAGCGGGCAGCAGUGGAGAAAACAGCGCUCAAGUCUCGCUGAGCUUGUAUGCCGCAGAACUGUUUUGAUUCCCGUGAAGGAUCGAGACGCUCAUUUACGUGUAGGCAUGCUGAGACUAGGAGCGCUUGAGUGGUGUCUUGGCGAGGUCGGAGAUGACAGUCCAUAACAUCUAUUCUGUCUGACGUAGUUACUUUGAGUUCACAACGACUGCGACGCGAAGCUUUCAAACUUCACUUGUUCUCCCCGUCGCAGAUUAAAAAGGCCGAGAAUAUGAUUAGGUAUUCCGCCCUUAAGCAAUCAGAUGGGCAGCAUUCAAGAUGCGACCGUAUAACCAUGGGGCUUUUAACUUCAACUGGGGUCAUUUAUGAGACUCGGGAUUCGUGUGCAUUCAUUCCGAGAUUGGAUUGGUUAAUCCCUUCCAGUACUCAAAUUAGGUUCUCUUGGAUAAACGCAUGGUCCCCUACCUGGCUGCGAUUUUAAUGACCCCUUAAGAACCCAGCUAGGGAGAGGUAAGUCGGAUGAACUGAUGCCUCGAACAUGAAUUCAGAGCAUCGAAUAGCUAAGUGGACAUUGAAUGCAAAAGUUUUCUACAAUUUGCCGGCGUGUGAUUGUGCCGAAAACCUUGGUGAUGAUGAUGACGAUGAUGAUGAUGAUGGUGAUGAUGAUGAUGAUGAUGAUGAUGAUGAUGAUGAUGAUGAUGAUGAAUUUUGCUAUACAAACAAAUGCAAGGUGGUUACCGCCGGCUGCGGCAUGCCGAAUAAAGGUUCGUCGCAAAUCCGAGAUUGUCGGCUAUUUAGUGCUCGAAAUCACUUGACACACCACUCCGGGUCCGUGAGGGGGGGGCCUUCGAAAACCGCGUAUUCACUUUCUGACCUCCUACAGAUAUUCAUCUUCAUGCUGUUCUCUUACCACUGAUGAAACCCGGUUGCUGGCUGCUUUAUUGUCAACUACGGAUAAUUUGGUUAAUUUAUAAGAAUGUUUUUUUUGAAAAAAGAACUACUUGCUACCUUUAUGUAUUGCCCCUAGCUUCUUACCAUCCGGCCAAGCCGCAUUGGGACCUUUUGAGUAUUUUUUUGAAGAGGGCUUUCACAGGGGCAGCUUGUUUUCACUUACCUUCUUUCGCUUCGACAUUUAAGGGGCCAGAAAGUUUGCUUUCUCACAAACCACUUGUCAGCCGUUCCCCUUCACGUUUAUGUUGGUUUUGAUCUACAAAUUCAAGACAUAUACAUUCGGCUUCAUAUUUUUCGCUGCCCUUUAAAGGAACGACGUUCAGUUAUAAGGUUAAUCGUUUGUGCGAAAGUGGGUUGUCAGGUAUGCAAUGGGAUGCCACUGUCUCCAUCUCAGCUUGGUUGAUCCAUUAGCGAGGACCGUUCAACCAUUAGGAUCAAGCAUCUUUUUUGAGAUUGCAUAAUUCGGACGGUGGUAAGCACCAGACGUUGGUCUAUACUGACAGGCUGUGUCAUUAUUAGUCUACAAAAACACUGAUGCGAUAAAGUAUUUGUGAAGACUACUGAGGAGGAGAUCGAUUAAACCACAACAUCAUUGACUACAACUUCGCGUCACAGCCCAGGACACUUUCGUCACCCUUUCUGCGGGGCUCGUCUGUCCAACCAAACAAACAGUCCACUUCUUGACCACCUAGUUUGAGUUGGUUAGUUGUAUUGCAAAUAUAAAAAACUCACUCAUUUCUGUCAGCGGUCAAUCAACGGUAUUGCGCAGGACUCCCAACUAGCUUGAGCUAACCUGUGGUAUAUGUCGUACGUUGUACGGUUAUAGAGAGGGUUUUACGGACGAGACAACACGAAGAACGGAGAGGAAGAAGACACAGGAAAUAGAUAAAUUUCAGCGGAAGUCCUGCCGUACACUGUCAUAUGGCAAAAAAGUGAGCGCCAUAAAAAAAAAACAAACAAAAUGCGGUCUUAAAAAAAUAACAGACUUUGAAUAAAGCGCCACUGGCAAGUCUACACCUAGUCAGGAAGUGAAGUAAAUUUCAAACAAUAGGAACGGUGGAUAAUAAGUGAUGUUUACAGUCACGCUGAACGUUAAGGUUUAUUUUUGUAGUUACCAUCUACUUAUGGGUCCUACAUCCUAGCGCUUAUGUUCAAGAGAAUGAGUUUUUCGAGAUCUAAGGCCAUCCACGCCCCAAAACCAACCGACCAGUCCAUUCCCCUUAAGUGAAAAAUGUAUUUGAGCUCGCCGAAAGACGUCUGAGUAGACGUGAGAUACAGUUCGCGCACAAGCCUACAACUACUUUGUGCACCCGGCAUUGACAUCUCAAGAGCAGAGUUGGCUAGUUCAACGGGAAAAACCGGGAAAUCCCUCAAACCCGUGUAUCUGAGCGCCAGCUAGCGGUGAAGAUACGAGUUCACAUAUCUAAAGUAUUCAUGUACACAUUGGUUGUCACUACGGAUCUCUCUUAGUCGUAAUUUAAUGCCGACAAAGACAAGGUUGUUUAGAAGGCCAGUUUCCUAGCCUGUUCUCCAUCAUCAGCUCUGCCUUCCAAGUAUCAGACUUCGACAGAUCAGAAAAUAGCCUACAUAGGUUUGGUAGGUUCGGCUCAGCCAAGUACGUUUAUGGGCUGCCGCAGACGGACUGCUUUCUUCAAUCGGUUAUCUUCCACCUCGAUGCACGCAUUUGCUUCCUGCGGACGGCAACAUUACGCUUUGCAGAGAGGAACAUGCCGCACUUUGCUUUAAGUAGGUCUUCUUGUUUUAAUUAACGCCAUUAUGUCUCCCUCUUCAGGGGACUACGAUCUCCAGGUGAAUUGUGACCUGUCGUGCACCAGUCUGUUGCAUGUUCGCUUCCGCUUCAUUUGCAUGUUCUGUGCAUUCCAGAGGCAUGCUUGCCAAGCCUUUUACGCUCCCAUCCUUGCCGCAGUACGCACUCAUAAUGCCUUGUCUUUUUUAAAAGGUGAACGUUCUUCAACAGAUGGCCAACGUGUACUCGCAUCCCAUUCUUAAGGAUGCCAUUGCGCUGGGCAACGUUCGUGUGCUCGGUAUGUGGUAUAACAUCUCUACGGCGGACGUUUACCUCUACAGUUGGCUUCGUCGGAAGUUUGUCCUUGUAGACGAGUCUUCAUCACACCGUUUGCUUGAAGAGUACGGCAGCUAG